GCGAGGCCGUCCGUAAGUAAUCCGGUGACUCUGCCAGCAACAUCCAUGACCUUCAAGUCUAGUGCAAAAGAUCAGAAUUUGCUGUCAUAUGCGGGGGUGACAACGGCAUCCCGAGCAAAACGUUUGGACCACCAUAUGUCCAAAUCAGACACGAGUAGAAGGGGUACGACUCAUCAUUCACUUUGGAACGCUUCCAAAGUCAGAAGAAUACCCCUCAGACAAGACCAUUCGGUGGACUUGUUAAACCAACUUCAUCACCAUGCAUGUGGCUGUCGCCAGCGUUCCAAGUGAAUGCAAAGGACUCAAUACUUUUCUAUCACCCGUAAUGCGGGAAGGAGUGCUUCGUGCUUACCGUCCGUACAAGUGGCGACUCCUCAUCUUUUACCCGAUCCGAUGAUGCAAGAAGACAUACGUGUAACGGACUUGCUUGAGCCAUGAUCAUGAUCACACCGGACUCGCCUUCGAUUUAAUCUGAUAACCAAUCUGGUACAACCACAUCGAAAUGUCCGGCCUAGUUCGACUGAAGGCUGACGGAUGUUUGUGCAUUGGGACAGUCGGAACUACGUUCCGGUGUAACCGUACUUUUGGGUGCCGGAAACCUUCAUAACUUCGGGUAUUUGUGAAGUCCCGUGCAUAACUACACGAAAGAUGCCCCUCUCAAUACGUUUCCUUUCAUAGGUGUCCGGAUUACACGCUCUGAACCAACAACUUCCGUUAAAGGAAACGAAAUAGACACGCGAACCAACGUCAGACAAUACACAACGUUUUUUUAGACUUCUUGCGGGAGAGUCGGGGAUCAAUUGCGGGAGGAUAGACGGUCGUGACUCUAUCGGUGUUUAGUGCCGAAAGCACUCAUGCAUCAAUGCGCCAUUCAUUACUAUUGUUGGACUUCCGCCGCAAUUUUGCCGCAUGAAAGUUGAAAUUGAUUUCUGAACGCUCUGCUACUCUGGAUGGCAUGCUGGAUCUCUACCAUUGGCCAAAUAGAAGCGAAGGAAGACGUAUAAAAGAUCGCCUGUCUACCCAGCUUGUUCCCCACCAAAGAGGAACUCAAAGCUUCUAAGCCAGCUCUUUACAAAACACUCAAUCGCCAACAAUGAAGUUCGCCACCUCCCUCAUUGCUACUGCUACCCUCCUCUCCGGUUUUGUUGCUGCUGCCCCAACCGAGCUUGUCAGCAGAGACUGCUCUGCUGAAAUUGCCUCCUUCAACCUCGCGAGGAGGGAGAAGAGGGGCCUCGGAAAGAGGACCUUCUACAGCUCGAUCCAAAAUGCGACCUGUGUCUUGUCUCCUGAAGUGGCUCGAGCUAAUUAUGUUAACGGAGCUCCGAUUCGUCAAGACAUCACUGAGGGACAACCUGGCCUUCCUCUCACGCUCGAUAUCGGUCUCAUGGACGUUACGACUUGCCAACCCUUAAAGGAUGCCAUGGUUGAAGUCUGGGGCCCGAACGCUGCUGGUCAAUACGGCAACACCUUCCUUCGUGGUGCCUUCCAGGCCACCUCUGCUGGUAUCGCCGAGUUCCAGACGAUCUUCCCGGGAUAUACUUCUGCCGGUGCGAACCACAUCAACGUCGCCGUACACCAGAGCGGCACGAUGAACUCCGCUACCGCCCACAAUGGUCAGCUCUUCUUCACCGACCGAUGGACCGACGUUGUCAGCAUGACCGCCAACUACGCCAAAAACACCAACACGCGUAUCUUGAACGCCCAAGACUCUAACUACGCCGCUGCCAACAAGAACGGUUACAGUGCUAUCGUCGACAUCGAAUCCAUCCAGGACGACUGGCCAACUGGUGUGAUCGGUUACAUUACUGUCGGCAUCAACCCAUCCCAGACCGUCGGUGUUUGAG
Molecule: messenger RNA, 1844 nt
Organism: Marasmius oreades (fairy-ring Marasmius)
Lineage: Eukaryota; Fungi; Basidiomycota; Agaricomycetes; Agaricales; Marasmiaceae
Exons: 10
Coding region: 1094-1843 (249 amino acids)
Molecular function (GO): oxidoreductase activity, acting on single donors with incorporation of molecular oxygen, incorporation of two atoms of oxygen; iron ion binding
Source: RefSeq, a predicted model, not a curated record